CGACCUCUGCUCCUUUUCCAUACAAUUCUUCAUAUAAUUUCAAGACAAGAUUUUCAUUUCUCGCCUUGCAAUUGUAAUUGUAAUUGUAAUUCCAUCCUCUCUCACUCAGAUUCUCGUCCGACCCUCAAAUUCCUCUCUUUGUUCUUUUCUUCCCGCAAGAAUACAGAAAAGAAAUCAAUGGCUGAAACCGCCUCUGCCCUCUGCUUCUCCACCUUUUCUUCUUCUAUUCCUUUCUCAAAGGAUCCCAUUUCUUCUCCCUCAACUUCUUUUCAUCCCCGAAGACUCUCUUCCCAAUUCCACCGUCGCCGAUCGCGAUCCCUCAGGUUCACCGUCAGAUCAUCUGGUUCGGCCCAUUUCCUCGGCGAUGAUGCUUACGGAUUUUACCCCUGGGAGAAUCCCGACGCUGCUGAAUCCUCAAUACAGUGGAUUUCGGAGGAGAAAGUGACAUUGUUUACUUCUGAUGGACUGAUCCAAAUUGGGGGAAACCUUAUUCCUCGGCGUGUUUCUUCUUCUUCUUCUGAUAAGAAACAAGGGAAGGCAAAAAUAUCUCAAAGAUCUCAACGGUUUCAAGAGAGCAACUACAUGGAUCCAAACCAAAGCCUGUGUCUGGGUGCACUGUUUGAUAUUGCAGCAACAAAUGGACUUGACAUGGGUAGACGCCUUUGUAUUUUUGGCUUCUGUCGCUCCAUUGAGAUGCUUUGCGAUGUCGUGGAAGACACAGUCUUGGAGCAUGGAGGAGAGCCUGGGUUGAUAUCUUGUAAUACACUUGUCUGUCAUCCUGCUAUUGCUCUACAGGAGGCCCAUAGAUUAGGAUACAAAGAAAAUUUUUGCUGGAUAAGUGGUUUGAUCUCUUCAUAGUUUAUUUGUUUGGGCAAUAUAUCUUCAAAAACUACUAAAUCUCAAUGAUUGUUGGACCUCCAAUUGGUGCUUAGAAAACUGUAGCGACACUCAUCAUAUCAGACAUGGGCAUGAUUGUAAUUUGGUAUAUAGAAAUGAGUGAGGAAUGGAAUGUGCACUAUAGAAUUACCCAUUCCUUAUUCACCCAUGAUUUUAGCUAUUCUCAAUGAAUUGGGAAUAUUUUUUCUUUUUUUGAAUUGCUAAAAUAACCAUUAAUAAAAUUUAUA
Molecule: messenger RNA, 1124 nt
Organism: Sesamum indicum (sesame)
Lineage: Eukaryota; Viridiplantae; Streptophyta; Magnoliopsida; Lamiales; Pedaliaceae
Product: D-tagatose-1,6-bisphosphate aldolase subunit
Source: RefSeq, a predicted model, not a curated record